Rotaria sp. Silwood2 is the source of this 871-nucleotide messenger RNA. Lineage: Eukaryota; Metazoa; Rotifera; Eurotatoria; Philodinida; Philodinidae. The record is from the annotation of a GenBank genome assembly.
AUGACUACAAAUGAUGCCAACAACAAAGUUUCAGAUGAAUUCCGACUACAAUUACUUUUGCACAAGCAACAAAUGGAAUAUGAACUCAAGAAAUACGAAAAAGAGCAAGACAUGAAAUAUAAACUUGAAUUCGACGCACGAAAAUUAAUUGAAGAAACAAAACGUUUUGAAAUAAAGGAACGUGAAGUCGAACAAACAAAACGUAAACAUCAACAUGAAGUGGAAGAAACUAAAAGAAUAAAGCUACAACUCGAAUUCGACUCAUCAAUAAUUAAAAAAAGUCUUAUUUUAUUCACGUCUCAUUCUGAUUUUUACAACAUUUAUGUUAAAGAUAAUUUAAAGUUAUUCGAUAUUAAUGAUCUAUUAAAGGAUAAUGUUUAUUUUAAUGAUAAUAUAUUAACUUAUGUUGAAAUAUACUUAAAUAAUUGUUUAUCAAACGUUAAACUCAUCGAAAAAAUUAUUCAAGCAGCAUUUGAUAUUUUAAUUGUUAAUUUAUUAAAUACAUUUAAUAAUGCAACAUUAUUGCAAUAUUUAAAUACAUCUACGUCAGGUUAUUUAGAAGAUAAAUUUCGUCCUGAUUGUACAUUUAUAUAUAAAAAUAUAAAUAUCAGCAUUGAAACACCAAAGGAAUUUUUAGAAGAUUUUGUUGUUUGUGUGGGUGAUUUAAAGGCAUCAAAUAGUUCUUUAACAGAUAAAGCAACAAUUGGAGAAAUAUUACAAUAUUUAAAAAUUAUAUUAGAUGUACAACGCCGUGAAAUGAUUUAUGGAUUUUUAUGUAAUUAUAAAUAUAUGAAAUUUUUUUAUGUUGAAAAGAAACUUCCCAGGUCUAUGGAUACGGCUAUUCGUAUUUUCGCCGUAAUUUGCUUCAUAC